Messenger RNA from Oppia nitens, 860 nucleotides. RefSeq lists its product as uncharacterized. The record is from RefSeq and is a predicted model, not a curated record. The coding region runs from base 41 to 808 and encodes 255 amino acids. The transcript has 3 exons. NCBI's taxonomy places the organism in Eukaryota, Metazoa, Arthropoda, Arachnida, Sarcoptiformes, Oppiidae.
AUAAAUAAAAUAUUAUUUAAUUUCAUAUUUGAUAAGUUGUAUGAAAAUUUACACCAAAAAAAAAAUAAUGAACAACUAUUAUCACUAUUUCCUGAUGUUAUUGUCGGUCAAUGUAAUUGUGUUGUUAUCCGACCCCACUAUGUGUACCGAUGAAGCUGUCGAUGAAAACAUGGACAACGAAAUUGACAAUUUGAUUGCCGAUAACGACCGGAUGGCUCUACCCUAUAGACGAUUACCCGAAUCGGCCGAUGGUUUCCGAUAUGAAAUAUGCAAAAUCUUUUUCCAGAAAGAGCUAAAAAUUGUCGAUUAUUUGACCCAUAAAUACCAUUAUAAUCAACACUUGCGUGUAAUCGCUGCUAAUAUAACCUUAACUCGGAUGCAAUUGUUAAACAAAUUUUGUGAACUGGAUAUCAAUUUUGUGUUAAGUUUUUUCAAAUCAGCCAAUAAUUUAUUGGGUAAAACCAGAGAGUAUACACACUAUGCCUUCCAGGCCUACCAAAGGGCCAUUCAAUCCGAGACGGCUCUUAGUAUACCACAGAUUAUGUGUGUUUCAAAUAACUAUUACGAUAAGUAUACCAAUUCGUUCAAUGUUUCGGCAUUUCGUCAAAUAUCUGCCGAAUCACUGACAGCUUUGUCCAACUCAUGGAUGCCAUACCUGACCACACAAUUGAAACUUAAUUCGAGUUUGGCUUCAAGUGAUUGUAAUUCAUUGAACACAACAUAUGAUCAAAAAGGAUACAAAUAUCGUGUUUCCAAACAAAUGGCAUUAUUUGACGUUUUGGACGCAUCGCUAAAAAAAUUGAAUUAAAUAAUAAUUGAUUUAAAUAAUAAUUAUAAUACUAAUAAUGUAUUUUUACUAU